AUGAAUAAUAAAAGAAUAGCAAUUAAAAUAGACAUGAACAUUGGAGAUCAGUUAACAUAUAUAUCUUGUGGUCACAUAAUAGUUGAAAUUAUUAAAUUUAUAGCGUAUCAAAGACUGCAAAUUCCAUACACAUAUCAGUGGUUAAAACAAAUUGUUAAUAAAAGAAAGUCUUUUGAAAACAAAAAGGAGAGUUAUCAAUCAGAACGGCACUUUCAUGUCGCAUCUACGGCAUUGAGUAAUCUCGACUUUAUUAUAAAGAAUCUUUUAAAUGAGAUAAAUGGUUCAUCUCUUCCUGAAGAGAUUUGCAUUGCAUUUGGCGCAACGCCUGUGACUUGUAAGGAAAUAUAUCGCAUUUUAUUACCUACUGUAUGCCACAAACUUCAGUGUCAUUCUAACCAUAUUGCAAGCGAUCAAAAGAUACAAAGAAAUGUCUUCAAGAAUUUAGUAACAUCUGAAAAAUUAAGUCAAGUAUUCAUUGAUUCACUUCAUCCAACUAAUAUGUAUCUUUUCAUGAAAAAAAGUACUAUAAGUAGCUUAGAUGUAGUGGAUAAUGAUAGUUUUGUGCUUAUAAAUGGCUAUAGAAUUCCUAAAAGUUGCAAAGUCGUUACUCUUGACUUUAGGAAUCAGAAUCCUGAAAAUAUAUCUUGUUGCAACAAAUUUCAAAUAUUUGGGGAUAUGAUUACCAAGGACCUAGAAAACUUUAAGUUAAAUUGUAAUUUAGACGAUGAUUUCACUGAAAUUGAAUCUACUAAUGAUAUUAAGUGGUUUCAAUCUAACUAUAUAAUGAAAGGUUUUAAAGAUUGCAUUGUUAAUGGUCAUUCAGUGACAAAUAUGUGGCUUGAACCU
Molecule: messenger RNA, 846 nt
Organism: Brenthis ino (lesser marbled fritillary)
Lineage: Eukaryota; Metazoa; Arthropoda; Insecta; Lepidoptera; Nymphalidae
Source: the annotation of a GenBank genome assembly